AUUUAUAUUAUUAAUGUACAAGAUCUUUCUGUAACAUGUUGAUGAUUUUAGAGUUAGUGUUUCAAUUGCGCUCAGAAUGAUCUGGUUUAAAAUUUCAAAAAUGACCAAUACACAAUUCAAGCGGGACAAUGAAGAUUUUUACCGUUUAAGAUUUCAUUUACUAAACAAUACUUCAGGGACAAAUACUUGACAAUAUAUUUUGUGGUUUUUGUAAUAUCGCUUAUUCUAUGACUUUAGUUCUAAUACGAUAACUAUACAUACUGUUUACCAAACUACGUACAAGUUUGGUUAUGUCGAUAGCUAAAAGCAGAAUGAUUUUCCCCGUUCUUACUAAACUCUCAUUUUAAAUAAUUUUUAUUAGCAGAUUUAGAAAAAGACAAAGAAAAAUAUAUUUUAUAUUUAUAAAUGAAUAGUCUAUUAUGAAUUAUAUGUAACAUUAGUGAUAGCUUUAUGCAUCAAUUUUUUUUAUAAGUUAUGAAUCUUCAAAGAGUUAUAUGUAAAAUAUUAUGAAAUAUAAUUUACAGACUCUUUGAAAAUAACAUACAAUGUGAAUCUGCUGAAACGCUAUUAUCUAUAAAGAAUGGAGGAUAUCCAUCAAUUGAUGAGAUCAAAAGUGAAGUGAUCGAUGAUGAUACAAUGGAUAUGGAUGAUCAACAAAUUUCAAAUAAUUCAACAGAUUCCCAUAUGGACACUGAGGAAUCUGAUCCAAUUCCUGAACUUGGCCCUGCAGCUUUAGGUUUACAAAGAGUAGGUAGCCAACCUCCUCCAAAACCAAAUCCUCCUAGCCAACCAGUUCAAGUUUUAAAUCGAAGGGGAAUGCCAGCAAGGAUUAGAAAGAAAAACAAAUUAUUUUAUGAUGAUAUAUUAGUUAACCAUCCUCAUCAUAGAAUUAAAAAGGAUCCAUCACAUCCGGAUACGAAACAUUCUCCUAAAAAAGUAUCUCGUCCAUCUCCUGCAAAAAAACAAAAUAGAAUAACCAAUGAGCCCAGAAAAAAUAAUAUAUUAAGUCAACCUGUAUCAUCUACAAUGACUCCAAUUAAACAAGAGAAAGAACCUGAUAAACCAAUGCCACCUUCAUCUCCGGAUCGUAAAAUUGGACAAAAGAUUGGUAUGAGAUUAAGAAAUUUAUUGAAAUUACCAAAAGCACACAAAUGGGUUUGUUACGAGUGGUUUUAUAGUAACAUUGAUAAGACUCUUUUUGAAGGAGACAAUGAUUUUAUGAUCUGUUUAAAAGAAUCGUUUCCACAAUUAAAAACUCGGAAAUUAACACGAGUUGAAUGGUGCAAGAUAAGAAGAAUGAUGGGUAAACCACGAAGGUGUUCACAGUCGUUUUUUGAGGAAGAAAGACGAGAACUAGAAAGAAAGAGACAAAAAAUUCGAAUGUUGCAACAAAGAAAAGCUGCUGAUAUUAAUAGUUUCAAAGAUUUACCACCAGAAAUACCAUUACAAUUGGUAAUAGGAACCAAAGUUACAGCAAGACUGAGAAAACCACAGGAUGGUUUAUUCACUGGAAGUAUUGAUGCUGUCGAUACUAGUAAUAACACUUACAGAAUUACAUUUGAACGCGCCGGACUUGGAACGCAUAGUGUUCCAGAUUAUGAAGUACUGUCAAAUGAACCACCGGAAACGAUAAGUGUAGCCUCAUUUGCACAGAAGUUCAGACCACGACAUGUACAAUAUGUACCAUCUCCACCAUAUGCCAUGAAAUUAAUGUCACCGCGUUUAAACAGUGAUCCUUUAAUAUCGAAUGCUUCUGUAUCUUUACCAAAGAAAUCUCAUAUUGGUGGAACAAUGAAUGGUUAUCCUUUAAAAUUAUUGGAAUUUAUGGUUAAAGUAAAUAAAAUAUUAGCUGCUAAGAAGGUUAAAAUAAAAAAAUUAAAAGAGAUGAACAGUGAGGCAGAAAAAAGACGUUCGUUUGGAGAACUGUUGCCACCAGAUUUUGAAAGAAAAUAUGCAGGUAUCGUAGUUGAAUUGGAAAAAAUGAAUACGGCUUUGCAAGAUUUUCUUAAUGACGUUCAAGAACUUUGUCAAGAAAUGGCUCCGGAACCUAGUGUUGCAGCUAUGUUAGCUCCUUCUCAUCUGCGUGAAAAAUGUAGACAGGAAGCUGCAGAUAUGAUUGCAAGACAUAAUAGUGUUAAUGACAGGGAACCCGGAAAAAUGUCUCAAUUAGUAACAGAUUUAACAGCUCUUAUGCUUCAAGUAAAGAGUUUAUCUGAUUCAGAUCGUAAUGCAUAUGAAUUAAAAGUGCUACAAGGCACAAUGGAACAAAUACGUGCAAAAUUAAGUCCACAAAAUCAACAAGUUUUUCAAAAUUGUGUUGAAAUACACAUGCAACAUAUACAAUUAGGUUUGGGACAAAGAGGUGCUUUAACGCCAUUUAUGGCCCAAAGAGCUUAGCAAAUAUGAAAGUAAUUUUCAUUAAUACUUACGAAAAAAUGUACAAUACUAAAAUAGAUAACAACUAUAAUAUUACAAUAUUUUAUAUGAAAAAGUCCAAUUUUAUUUUAUUAUCUUUUUUGUAUAGGGCAUAUCAUCAUUAAAGAGCACCUAUCUUAUUAGGAUACAAAUGAGUUUAGGAUAAUGCGCUGUGCUGUUAAUUGCAUUAAACAUUUAAAAAUGUUCACGUUUAAAAGAUUUACUUGUCAACUUUGCGAUUUUUACAAUACAAUUUUGCAAUAAUUAAUUAAAUAUCUAUGAAUUAUUAAAUCAAAAAUAAACUAAUAUGGCUAUUGUAAAUAAAGCGUGCAUUUUGCAGUGGCAGCUUUCAUUAACUUUAUAUAGAAAUUUAUAACAUUACGUCAUCACAGUAGGAAUGAAACAAAUUUUUUAUUUUGUAAAAAAGAGUUUAAUAUUUUCUGCUUAUAGAUAAUUCCAAAAAUUAAUAUAUAAUUAAUACAUUAGUAUUUUAAAAAAUUAUUUUCGAUAACUGUACAUUAGGUAUAUGCACAAAUAUGGCAUGACCAAUUGUAAAUACACUAUAAAUGAUAUAAAAUAUGGAUCUUUUACA
Molecule: messenger RNA, 3007 nt
Organism: Bombus terrestris (buff-tailed bumblebee)
Lineage: Eukaryota; Metazoa; Arthropoda; Insecta; Hymenoptera; Apidae
Product: protein lin-9 homolog
Exons: 7
Coding region: 637-2397 (586 amino acids)
Biological process (GO): regulation of transcription by RNA polymerase II; DNA-templated transcription; regulation of cell cycle
Cellular component (GO): nucleoplasm; transcription repressor complex
Molecular function (GO): DNA binding
Source: RefSeq, a predicted model, not a curated record